AUGGCUCCUUGGCCCGAGCUGGAAAAUGCCCAGCCCAACCCCAGUAAAUACGUGGAAGGGGCCAGUAGUCAGCAGUCCACCACACCUGGGAAAGGCAAGGAGACCAACAAAAAUGACACCGGGACACCUGUGACCAAGAUCGAACUUCUGCCAUCCUAUUCCACCGUGGCACUGAUAGAGGAGCCCACCGAGGUGGCAGACCCCUGGGACCUGCCUGAGCUUCAGGACACCGGGAUCAAGUGGUCAGAGAGAGACACCAAAGGGAAGAUUCUCUAUGUCUUCCAAGGAAUUGGGAAAUUUAUUUUGCUUCUGGGGUUUCUCUACUUCUUUGUGUGCUCCUUGGAUGUCCUCAGCAGCGCCUUCCAGCUGGUUGGAGGAAAGGUGGCCGGACAGUUCUUCAGCAACAACUCUAUUAUGUCCAACCCCGUGGCGGGUCUGGUGAUUGGAGUGCUGGUGACUGUCCUGGUACAGAGCUCCAGUACCUCCUCGUCCAUCGUCGUCAGCAUGGUGGCCUCCUCACUGCUGAGUGUACGUGCUGCCAUCCCCAUUAUCAUGGGGGCCAACAUUGGGACCUCAAUCACCAACACCAUUGUGGCGCUCAUGCAGGCGGGAGACCGGAAUGAGUUCAGAAGGGCUUUUGCAGGAGCUACUGUCCAUGACUUUUUCAACUGGCUCUCAGUAUUGGUGCUCUUGCCCCUGGAGGCAGCCACCCAUUACCUGGAGAUCCUGACAGACCUGGUGGUGGAGACCUUUAACUUCAGGAAUGGGGAGGAUGCCCCAGCACUUCUGAAAGUCAUCACAGACCCCUUAACGAAGCUCAUAAUCCAGCUGGAUAAGAAAGUUAUCAAUGAAAUCGCAAUGAAUGAUGAAGCCGCCAAAAACAAGAGUCUGAUCAAGUUUUGGUGCAAAACUUCUACCAACGUGACUCAAAUGAAUGUCACUGUCCCUUCGCCUGAGAACUGUACCUCGCCUUCCCUUUGUUGGUCGGAUGGUUUGUACACCUGGACUAUCAAGAACGUGACCUCCAAGGAGAACAUUGCCAAGUGCCAGCACAUCUUUGUGAAUUCCAGCCUCCCGGAUCUUGUUGUUGGCAUCAUCCUGCUCUUAGUCUCCCUGCUGGUCCUCUGUGGCUGCCUGAUCAUGAUCGUCAAGCUCCUAGGCUCCGUGCUCCGGGGACAGGUAGCUGUUGUCAUCAAGAAGACUCUCAACACGGAUUUUCCCUUUCCCUUUGCCUGGCUGACUGGCUACCUGGCCAUCCUUGUGGGGGCAGGCAUGACCUUCAUCGUGCAGAGCAGCUCCGUGUUCACAUCCGCUAUGACCCCGCUGAUUGGUAUUGGUGUGAUCAGCAUCGAGAGGGCAUAUCCGCUCACGCUGGGCUCCAACAUCGGCACCACCACCACAGCCGUCCUGGCUGCCUUGGCCAGCCCGGGCAGUACCCUGAGGAGCUCACUGCAGAUCGCCCUGUGCCACUUCUUCUUCAAUAUCUCGGGCAUCAUGCUGUGGUACCCGAUCCCGUUCACCCGCCUGCCCAUCCGCCUGGCCAAGGGACUGGGCACCAUCUCUGCCGAGUACCGCUGGUUUGCGGUCGUCUACCUGAUCAUCUUCUUCCUCCUGAUCCCGCUGGGCGUGUUCGGCCUCUCGCUGGCCGGCUGGCCGGUGCUGGUGGGCGUGGGGGUGCCGAUCCUCUUUGUGAUCCUCCUGGUGGUGGUCCUCAAUGUCCUGCAGUCGCGCUGCCCGCGCCUCCUGCCCGGGAAGCUGCAGAACUGGAACUUCCUGCCGCUGUGGAUGCACUCGCUGCGGCCCUGGGACGACCUGAUCUCGCUGGUCUCCGGCUGCGGCUGCUGCCAGAACCGCUGCUGCUUCUGCUGCCGGGUCUGCUGCCGGGUCUGCUGCCGCACGUGCUGCCUGGUCUGCGGCUGUCGCAGGUGCUGUCCCUGCAGAGGCUGCUGCCAGCGCGAGGACGACGAGCCCGAGAUGCCCAGCAAGGCCCCGGAGGCCUUUGAUAACGCGGCCAUGAGCCGCGAGGCCCAGGACGCGCCCCCUGCGGCUCAGUGGGAGGCCCCGGGCGCACCGAGCGCCUCUAGCAGCACGGCCUUGUAG
Molecule: messenger RNA, 2100 nt
Organism: Odobenus rosmarus divergens (Pacific walrus)
Lineage: Eukaryota; Metazoa; Chordata; Mammalia; Carnivora; Odobenidae
Gene: SLC34A2
Product: solute carrier family 34 (sodium phosphate), member 2
Exons: 12
Coding region: 1-2100 (699 amino acids)
Biological process (GO): intracellular phosphate ion homeostasis; sodium-dependent phosphate transport
Cellular component (GO): apical plasma membrane; vesicle; brush border
Molecular function (GO): sodium:phosphate symporter activity
Source: RefSeq, a predicted model, not a curated record